This is a messenger RNA of Eimeria mitis, 264 nucleotides long. RefSeq lists its product as uncharacterized. NCBI's taxonomy places the organism in Eukaryota, Apicomplexa, Conoidasida, Eucoccidiorida, Eimeriidae. The coding region runs from base 1 to 264 and encodes 87 amino acids. The record is from RefSeq and is a predicted model, not a curated record. The transcript has 2 exons.
AUGUCUUCAGCAGAAGCAGGAGUAGCAGCAGGAACAGUAACAGUAGCAGUGGUAGCAGUAGCAGUCAUGGCAACAGCAGCAGUAGCGGUAACAGUAGCAGCAGCAGAAGCAGCAGCAACACAAGCAGCAGCGGCAGUAACCGUAGAAACGGCAGCUGCAGGGGCAGCUGGUGUGCGUGUUGGGUGCUGUGUGCUGCAGCUGGGCCCCUGGCUGGCUGCUGAGGUGCCGUAUCUUGUGGAUACGGGCGUCAUAGUAGCCCAAUAG